CUUUUCUUCUUGACUUACGCUUUUCUUCGUACUUUUUGGACAAUUCAACUUUCUCUUUAUUAUUACCUACACCUUCAUCUUUAACCUCUUCCCCUUUUCCGCUGAUCCGUUUUGUACUGUAAACAAAACUGUACGAUGUUAAUGAUGAUAAACCGUAACUAAGACUAACUGUGCUUUCUCUUUUUUCUCCCUUUCUUUUCUCCUCUCUUUUUUUUCCUUCCCUUUCUCCUGUUACUUUCUUUUAUGUCUCUUAUUGUCUGUUAUGCUAAAUCGUCUUUACUAUUUGCUGAUUAUUUGUAUCUUGGCUUAAAUUUGACAUGAUUUGGAUCUGAAGAGUCCCGUUGUUUCCGGUAAAGCUUCAUCCUCAGCAAUCUCUCCCUCAUCAUCUUCACUUUCCUCAACUUCAUCUUUGUCGUCACUUUCAUCUUCUUUGUCAACCUCACCGACCUCAUCAUCAUCAAUACCUGACUGGGACUCGAAAGAUUCAAGAUUAUCUCGUUACCUGACUAACUCUAAUUUUUUAGGGCAAAGUUUUGCCGUCAACUCUAAUAAUGAACUCUGUAUCACAUCAACAGAUGAUCAUCGAGAAGCCUCACCGAUUAAUGUAAAUUUUCACAACAAUUCUCACCCUCACCGUCAUUAUCAACCACAUUCCUCUGAAGAUAUUAAAUGUACAAGCACAUCUACAGUUAUACUUCACUCCUCAAGUCACCAUAAUUCAAAUAAUGGUCAAUUAUGCGAUCUACCAUUAGGCUAUCAAAACAUUCAAACACAAACAUUUUCCCAUCAACAAUACCAAAUCCACCAAAAUAAUAACCACAAUCAACCCCAUCACCAUCACCAUCAGCUACAGCAACCUGUUAACUCUAUUGGUUUAAUUAAAUCAGAUUAUAAUAGUUCCUGUGAUUAUAGAUACCAUCAUCAAUCUGAUGGAUUGUUCAGUAAUAUUGAUUUAAGUGGCGGUCAACCGAUGAUUAGUUCUACAACAGGUAACCUCGCAAAUAACGGUAAUUCAUGCGUCGACAUCAACCCCACGAAUAACAACAACAAUAAUAAUCUAGGAAAUGAUCAUUCUGACAAUAGUUCACUGGAAUACACUUCCAUUCCUGAUCUAAGCAGCUUAAUUUUUUCCUCUGCUGACGAAGGAACCAACUCAAUCAACGGAUUAUGCUCUGCAAUACCAAGUCCAAACCCCAGCUAUUUGUCUCAUGACACCAAUGGCCUUUUUUUAUCCAAUUACACUCCUCCGACUCCGCCAGAUUCUGAAAGCGAAGGAAUAAUUCACUGUCAUCAAACUCAAGUUCCUACAAUCAGUGAAUACAAUUCACCAUCCACAACACUGCCCACUGCAAGUCCGAUAGUUAAAAUCAAUAGACGAAAUAAUCCGGAGCUGGAAAGACGAAGAGUUCACUUUUGUCACUACCAAGGGUGUAAUAAAGCUUAUACCAAAAGCUCUCACCUUAAGGCUCACCAAAGACUUCAUACAGGUGAAAAACCUUACAAAUGUGACUGGCCUGAUUGCGAUUGGAAAUUCGCCCGAUCCGAUGAAUUAACCAGGCAUUUUCGUAAACAUUCCGGAGAUAAGCCGUUCAAAUGCAAGGUCUGUGGAAGAGGAUUCGCUCGAUCUGAUCAUUUGACACUCCACAUGAAAAGGCACAAAAUUUUAUCAUAAACUUAUGCUACAUGAACAUGGAUUCAAAGCUUACGUUAAACAAGUUAUUUUUUAAAUCAAUAGUCAAUUUUUCACUGGUUAGACUACAACCGUAUUUACUUGCUUGCUGCUGCUCAAUACUCAAGAUUUUAGUAUCCAUUUUGGAUGAGCAUUUUCAAGUAAAACAUCAAAACAAAAAGUGUUCCUACAGUUUUAUUUAGAUACUAUCAGGUCGAAUCAAAAUUUACCUGACUAGCUUUAUAAAGACAUAUUUUUUCAAUAUCAACAAAUUUCAGUUCGUUUGUUACAAAAUGUGUCUUAGCUCAGGCUUUAGGCUUAGAACAGAGAAAGUAUCAAUGGUUUUUCAUUCUGCGCACAGUAAUUACCAAAAAUUUUUGUUCAUCUUUAGUCGCACUUAGAGGAUUUUUUUGUAAAAUGUGACAUUACAUUCUCUUUUCAGUAAUCUAAGAUAGGAAUUAUUAGCAUUUAGCGGCAAAGCCUUAAAAGCCAAAGAUGAGUAGAAAAAUUAAACAAAAUUAAAAAAUUAUUACAAGAAAGAGAACUAAUUGCACAUUGAUUACUUGCAUUGAGAAAACACACCAAAGCACCAUAUUUUAUGUUUUUUUAUCUAAAAAGUUGAUUAUUUUUCUUCUUUUAUUAAUUGUAUUUACAUUUUUUACAAUGGAUUUAUCUUCUUUUUUUGAUCUUUCAAAAUUUUAUUUUUUCUAUGAAAUUUAUUUUCAUUCAACAUUGAGCCGAUGAAAAUUACAAAAUAAAUUGACCGUCAAAUCGUUAACCAGACCAAGUCUCCAUCCUAAGCUGACAAGACAGCUUUACAUGACCAUUCGAAUAACGGUCAAUAAUCAAUUCCAUUCAAGUCUGUCAAUCAUCUUUGGCUCGAGACAAAAUCAAUUCCAAAGGCAAUUCCAGUCUGUAUAACUCAUUGGCUCAACCAUUUUUUGCACGUUUCUCUUUUCCUUUUCUUAAUUUCACAAAUGAUUUUUUUUUCAUUUGACAAGUUUUUUGCUAAAAGCUGUGCUUUUUGAUACUUUUUUAACAUAUCCUUUCACAAUUUCCCCUUUUCCUCCCUAAUUUUCCUACCAACUUUGUCCUACUUUUUCAAACUCUCCAUCCAUUUUUUGUCAACUCAAAACAAAUUUUUCCCAAACAGUUACCAUCCAAAAUCCGUCCCAAAAUUAUCUUAAUAAAGAAUUCAUUUUUCUUGAAA
Messenger RNA from Tetranychus urticae (two-spotted spider mite), 2879 nucleotides. RefSeq names its product Krueppel-like factor 6. The record is from RefSeq and is a predicted model, not a curated record. Gene Ontology annotation, biological process: regulation of transcription by RNA polymerase II. Gene Ontology annotation, molecular function: DNA-binding transcription factor activity, RNA polymerase II-specific; RNA polymerase II cis-regulatory region sequence-specific DNA binding. Lineage: Eukaryota; Metazoa; Arthropoda; Arachnida; Trombidiformes; Tetranychidae.